Molecule: messenger RNA, 1199 nt
Organism: Rhipicephalus sanguineus (brown dog tick)
Lineage: Eukaryota; Metazoa; Arthropoda; Arachnida; Ixodida; Ixodidae
Exons: 5
Coding region: 9-1199 (396 amino acids)
Biological process (GO): sensory perception of taste
Cellular component (GO): membrane
Source: RefSeq, a predicted model, not a curated record
UCGGCAGCAUGACCGCUUACGAAAGCUUUCAGAGCUUACUGUCGUUCUUCCGGGUAACCGGAUGCUGUCCGGUUGGUGGACUCGCGGGAGAGCAUCCACGACUCCUCGAGGACGGGCGAAAGUCGUGGUACACGCUGUACAGCGUGCUAUGCCUAGCCAUUGCGUUGUUUACCGCGAUAGACGUCAUACACGAUUCCAGCACACGCGGAAGCCUCGAAGCAAGGCUUCACAUAUUCUUCUCCUUGGUGUUAAUGGCGCAGUGCUACAUUGUCUUCGGCGUCGCAGUCGCGCGUUCUCGGCUGCUCGUCUCCUUCCUCAGGCAGUGCGUCCGCUUGGAGAAUCUCAGGCCACCUUCAAGAAGCCGCCAGAAGAGCGUCAAGAGGCUGCUGCGCAUACUCGCCGUGUACGCAGCCAUCUGCUCCUGCAUGCAGUGCGCAUCGAAGAUCCUAGCGCUACUGCGCUCAACUGGUCUGAGACAGAUAGUACACCGCUGUUUCGUUCUGGUUGGUGCAUUAUACAUCAUUUCCUGGAGCAUGAUGACAGAGGCUAUCGUGUGCCUUGCGUCGCAGCUCAUCGGUAUCUAUAUCGAAGUGGCUGCGAACGACAUAGAGAUAUACGGUUCUUCGUCCGCGAUCAGGAUUCAGAGCACAGAGUUUCUCUGCGAGGCCCGCCUCACUUUUCAGAGACUGAGGCAACUUUUUCUGACAGCGGAGAAAUUUUUGUCCGUUCCCCUUCUCGUAACUUUCGCCGCAGUGAUGACCAACACGUGUACAAUGAUGUUCUUCAUGGUCACGACCGAAAUCCAUCUUGGGUACGUUUCGAAGGCAAUGGCUGUUGGACAUGUGGUUCACACCACGCUCACAUUGGCCGUGGCAACGAGCUACGCCCAAAAUGUGACUGAGCAGGCGGGAAAGCUGAAGCAGUCUCUAUUAACGUGGAUUAAAGCCGGCGUCGACAGAGCGUUUCAAAAAGAGGUCUUUUCGCUGGUGCUGAUUUUCAAGGAAGAGACUUUCACCUUCAACGCCUGCGGCUUCUUCAAUGUUGAAUCACCAAUAUUCAGACCGAUGGUCGGCGUCGUGGUCACUUACACACUCGUGCUCUACCAGACAAAGCUAGCGGCCCUCUCGUGGUCGCCGCCACCGUGCGCCGUGGACGCCAACUCUUCACUGACACCAAUUCACCAGCCUUUGCAAACGUAA